AUGGCAAAGGACAAGACGCUGAAAGCAGCACUGGAGAGAUACAAAGGCGUCGACCACAAGAAGGAGCGGCAGAAGAAACAGCAGAAAGCGGCCGAGAAGCGGAAAAGAGCAAAAGAGCCUCCGAAAGAGGAUGAAGGUGAGGAUGAGGAAGGCCUGGAGGUCGAGACGUUCAGCGACGAUGGUGCCGUAGACGACCAAUUGCGCACAGAGAUUUCAGCGGAGCUCGCAAAGGAGGGGUUAACGGCGGAUGCAGCGCAAGCAUUAGAGGAGGAUGCUGGGGAGGGCGCGGGCUGGGAGACGGACGAGAGUGAGGAUGCGGAGGACGGGGUGGGAGUGGAUGCGAACAUGAUGGAGGAUGAGUCUGCGUCGGAUGAAGAGGAGGAGCCGUUCCAGAAUGGUGGUGCGGAAGUGGACGAUCAGGAUGAAGAGGAUGAAGAGGAGAUACCGCUGUCGGACAUUGAGUCGCUUGCGGAAGAGGACAAAGGGGAUGUGAUACCGCAUCAACGGCUUACGAUCAACAAUACGGCUGCUCUACUACGGUCACUGAAGUCUUUUGCGUUACCUUCGAGCUUGCCUUUCUCAGCAGCACAGACUGUGAUCUCAGCAGAACCAGUGGAGAUACCGGACGUCGAAGACGACCUUAAUCGUGAGCUGGCGUUCUACAAGCAAUCUCUGGACGCUGUCAAAGAUGCACGAACACGGCUCAAGAAGGAAGGCGCGCCCUUCUCACGGCCAGCGGACUACUUCGCGGAGAUGGUCAAGUCGGAGGAGCAAAUGGGCAAGGUGCGGCAGAAGAUGGUCGAUGAGGCGGCGAGGAAGAAGGCCAGCUCAGAUGCGAGACGGCAGAGGGAUCUGAAGAAGUUUGGCAAGGCGGUGCAGGUGGCGAAGCUGCAGGAGAGGGAUAAGACGAAGCGAGAGACGUUGGAUAAGAUUAAUGUGCUCAAGAGGAAACGACAAGGUGCAGACCUCACUGCAAAAGAAGACGACAUGUUCGACGUCGCGCUUGAAGACGCCGCCACGACCGAUAAGGCAGAUCGCGCAGCGAGACGAGCGAGCGGUGGAGCCGGCGGGCCUGGAAACCGCAAGCGCCAGAAGAAGGACGAGAAGUUCGGCUUUGGUGGCAAGAAGAGGUUCGCGAAGAGCAAUGAUGCGAAGUCUGCGGGUGACACGAAGGGGUAUUCGGUGAAGAAGAUGAAGGGUAAGGUCGGGAAGACGCAGAGGCCAGGGAAGAGCAAGAGGGCGAAGAUGUCGUGA
Saxophila tyrrhenica is the source of this 1254-nucleotide messenger RNA. It is a transcript of the gene ebp2, whose product is annotated as rRNA-processing protein EBP2. Gene Ontology annotation, biological process: rRNA processing; ribosomal large subunit biogenesis. The transcript has 2 exons. Gene Ontology annotation, cellular component: nuclear periphery; nucleolus; preribosome, large subunit precursor. Bases 1 to 1254 code for a protein of 417 amino acids. Lineage: Eukaryota; Fungi; Ascomycota; Dothideomycetes; Mycosphaerellales; Extremaceae. The record is from RefSeq and is a predicted model, not a curated record.